AUGGAUAAAAUGCAAGCAAACUUGGAUGUUGUUAUGAAUCAGCAAAAAUCUGUCACUGAAUCUGUGGAAUUCUACGGCAAUAAAAUUGAUGAAUUCACUAAAAAAAUGGUUGAUUUUGAAAAACAACUUAGAGUUAUUCCUAAAUUAGAGUCCACUGUUGCAACUACCUCAUCUGAUCUGAAUAAUUUACAAAUUGAAGUUGAUCACAUUCAACAACAGGCACGCUUAAGCAAUCUGGAAAUCAAUGGGAUUCCGGAGAAUCACAAUGAGAAAUUGCCAUCCAUUAUUAAUAACAUUUUUAAUAUCCUUGAGGAACCAGAUGUAGGUUUUGAUUCAUGUUUCAGAGUACCACAUAUUGAUUCUAAAAAUAGGAAUUCUAGGUCUAUUAUUGUGAGAAUGAACUCUCGUGCGCAGAAAGAUAAUGUCCUUGCUUCCAUUAGGAAACGUAGAGGCUUGAGGGUCAAUGAGAUAGGAUUUGCUGGUGAUAGUCCGAUAUUUAUUAAUGAUCACCUAACAUCCAAGAAUAAACAGCUCUACAGAAAAACUAGGCUCUACGCUAAAUCCAGUGGUGCCACUUGUUGGACAAGAGACUGUAAAAUAUUCGUGCGUUUCCCGCAAAAUGGUAAAAUACUUCAUGUUACCAGUGAUGCUGCUCUUGCCGCUAUGCAAACUUCACUGUAG
Messenger RNA from Anoplophora glabripennis (Asian longhorned beetle), 681 nucleotides. RefSeq lists its product as uncharacterized. The record is from RefSeq and is a predicted model, not a curated record. The coding region runs from base 1 to 681 and encodes 226 amino acids. The transcript has a single exon. NCBI's taxonomy places the organism in Eukaryota, Metazoa, Arthropoda, Insecta, Coleoptera, Cerambycidae.